Molecule: messenger RNA, 3589 nt
Organism: Cydia fagiglandana
Lineage: Eukaryota; Metazoa; Arthropoda; Insecta; Lepidoptera; Tortricidae
Product: limbic system-associated membrane protein-like
Exons: 10
Coding region: 486-1649 (387 amino acids)
Cellular component (GO): neuron projection
Source: RefSeq, a predicted model, not a curated record
CGUAGCGGAUCAGUGUGCCCGUAGAUCCGCUACGGAACGGUCGUGCGGCGCUGCCAACUUGACGACUUGUUGCCGAUGCCGCGAUUUUUUUUGUGCGAAUUCGAUUUUUGAAAUUUUGAAUGUGCCAGUGUUAAUAAAAAGAACGUGUUAUUUAACGUAUGUUUUUGAAAAUCGCUCCACGGAAAAGGAUGUAGAUUGUUUAUUGGGAUUUCGGCAUAUAAUAAUAAAAACUAUUCCCUGUAUGUGUAUAUCCAGCGAUUCAAUAAACUAUGUAAAUGAAAACAUUAAAAUAAUACCCGGAGAGAAAAGAAAAAGAUACUGGCACAUUACAAAUGUACACAAAAUUAAAAGCGCGAUGAAAAAUAAGUGAAAAGGAAAAACAAAAGAGCGUUGGCGUUGAGUCUCGAGCGAAAAUGACUCUUCUUGAGUACUUUUAAUGAGGGAAAAUGUACUGUUUUUGCGUGAAAUAGUGAAUAGUUGACGGAAUGAGGAUCGAGAGGACGUGUUUUUGGUCGAUGCUGCAGGCGCUGGCAUUGUUGCCUACUAUGGCUUUGAAAGAUGCUCAAACGACCACUAAGAAAUUCCCCGACGACCCGGAGUUUGAGCGGCCGAUCGGCAACCAUACAUUCUUCCUCGGUCGCGAGGCAGUACUAGGAUGCGCGGUCACCAACCUGGGCAAGCAUAAAGUGGGCUGGCUCAGAGCAGAAGACCAAACAGUGUUGACCAUGCACGACCGGGCUGUGCUGGGCGCACGCUACUCCGUCAGCCGAGACUCCCCUCGGACGUGGCAGCUGAGGAUCCGGCCCCUCAGAGCGGAGGACCGCGGCUGCUAUAUGUGCCAGAUCAACACGCAGCCCAGUAUGAAGUGGCAGAUCGGGUGUAUUGAUGUUUUUGUACCCCCCGAUAUCGUGAGUGACGACACGUCCGGGGAUGUCUCCGUCCAAGAGCUGGAGAACGCCACCCUCACAUGCAAAGCCACCGGCCACCCACCCCCCAAAAUUACCUGGAGGAGGGAGGAUCAUGAACCAAUUCUGCUGAAGAAGACUCUCUCAAGGGAGUUUGUCAAAGUUGAAAGUUACGUGGGCAGCUCGCUGCCGUUAUGGCGGGUGGAUCGCAAGCAGAUGGGAGCGUUUCUCUGCAUCGCGUCCAACGACGUGCCGCCCGCAGUCAGCAAAAGGAUCAUUUUACUUGUAAAUUUUGCACCAACAGUGAAAGUGCCAAACCAACUGUUGGGGGCGCCACUGGGCACGGACGUCAAACUGAAGUGCUACGUGGAGGCCUACCCCAACACCAUCAAUUAUUGGAUUAAGAAUAGGGGAGAGAUGCUGCUGGACGGGCCGAAAUACACGAUAAGAGAAGAGAAAUCCUCAUACAAAGUGUCGAUGUGGCUGACUAUCCGGCAGUUCGCUCGGAGCGACAUCGGGACCUACAACUGCGUCAGCACCAACUCGCUGGGCAAAAGCGAGGGGACACUCAGGCUUUACGAAAUCAAACUAAACUCCUACAAUGAAGACUUCAGCAAUCAAAUCAGCGUAGCUGGAGGUCUCACAGAAGCAGCUAAAGGGAACUCGACGAAUAAAUUACUAUUCCAAAGGACUUUGUUAACCAUAUUGUUUUGUUACCUCACAAAUGUUUACAUGUUCACGUAGUCGUUAUAUAUGUAAAUAGGUGUUAUAUAUCGUUUAGGCAUGGGCGAUAAAGGAUUAAUUAUGUACAGUCGCGAUAAAACAACCAGGCCCCAAUUUCACCACGGCUACAAUUGUCAGUGACAUAUGUCGAGCGACAAUUGUCAAGCGACAGGUGACAUAUUACAAUUUUUUUAAAUAUUUUCUAUAGAAAUACAAACAUGACAGGCAUUUUGCUACAAUUGUAUGUAUUACAAUUAUGUUAUGAAACAAGAAUUAUUUUUUCUAGUCGACAUAUUUGUAGAAUUGUCCGUGAAUCUUGACAGGAAAUGAGUUAUAUGACGGAAUUUCGUGACAAUUGUCGUGUUUCCUGUGACAAUCGUCAUAAACAUAGCAAGAGAAAUAUCUGUUUUUUCCGAUAUAAUAAAGUUUUUUUAAUAAUACAAUGAUGGUGGCAAACAGGAAUAUAUAUAUAUAAACGCCCGAUGGUAAGCGGUAACCGUAGCCCAUGGAUGCCUGUGACAUCAGCAACAGUGAUGUUUUACAAUUGUCUCACCUGUCAUCGUGGUGAAAUUGGGGCCUGGUAUUAUGUUUCACAUUGUGGAUAUACCAUACCGUCUAAAAUCUACAUAUGAUUUGAUAUAAAUAAUAAAGUUAACAUUGAAUGAAAAAUUUAUAAAAAAAAUUAUAACAUUCGCGAGACUCACGCUCCGCUUCUAUGGUUUGUUGUCAAAAUAACAUCAAUUCAUGACGCAAAAUACUAGUUCUGUGUGCCAGUUCUAUACGUUAAUAAUAAUAGUUCAAUGUGAAACUCAGAUUUUUGAUGUGUAAACGUCUUAUAAAUCUAUGAACACCGGUAGCAUGCACUAAAAAGUGUCACGUUGUGGACAGAUCUCCAUGGUAACAUUGUGGACGGAUCUCCAUGGUAACGUUACGGCAACCAUUUUUAUUCUUUAAUCGUUUGUAGAAAGGAUAUUUUUGUUUCCCUCACCACGCAGUUAUGAAGCACGAUCGCCCUUGCCUAAACGACUCCUAAGAUAAUUGUAUGCUUUAAAAAACGUAAUUCAAUUACAUGGUUUCAAUUUGUGUAAAUAGUAAAUGUAAGAUGUAAUUAUAAAUACAACGAUUCAAGUAACAAUUGUAGCUCGUGUAACCGACUUUGCUUAGAACCGCCAAAAUAAAGUAUUAUUGUUUCUAUUUUCAUGGGUUUAAGCAAACACUAUUGUAUUAAUACUCUAAAGCACUAUUUCCACAGAAUAAAUAAUAGUACUAGGUACAGAAGACUCACUCUCCAACAAAACGCGUCUGUCACGAUCAGCACAGAUAUGGCCGCUAGGUGGCGACAGCGCCACGCGCGGCUUAUGGCAAACCCCAAAAUUGGGGUCGAACGGAUUUUGCUUACAAAUUUUGCUGUCGAACAAUGUUGAAACAUAUUUUUUUAGUAAUUGGCUAAGGUAAACGUACUGGUUCUCGACGCGGUUCCAGAACAUGUCAUCUUGAAACUUAAGUCAUUAUCAAUAGAGGUGACAGCAAGGUGUCAUCUAUUGGGCAUUAGCCUGUCGAGCACUAGUACGUUUACCUUACAUCUGUUUUCUAGAUUAUUUUUUUUAACUUUGGUGGCAGAUGUUUUAAAUAUGAGUAAGUAAGUGUGUAAAAUAGGGGCACUAUUUUCUAGUCCCUUACUUUCUUUAGCCAGAAUUAUAUUUUAAUUAAAUUACAUUUACAAUGUACUAUUCACUUUUCAGAAUAAAAUACUGCACAGAAAGGUAUAUAAUUAUUUAAGAGUUUAUACUGCUGCGAAUUUUGAAAUUUAUAGCUUGCUCAAAACUUUGUAUAUAUUAUUUUCGUGUUCAUUUGUAUGUUAUUCCAUGUGUUUUACAAUAGUGUUUGUGAAAACCAGGAUCUGUAAAUCAUCGCUCGAUAAUAAGACUGUUUACAACAAAUAAAUAAUAUCAAAACAUCUA